AUGUCACUUACCGCCGAAGAAGUCAAAAAAAAACCCGACCUGCUAAGUCGCAAUCGCUCGAAGCCUUUGGCAAACUUUGGCUAUCUCGAUGGCACCAUGGGAGCCAUCCUAUUCGAAGGCAAAGCGUUUAUAACUACUCCCAACGCCGACAACAUAUUUGAGCCGGUUCUCGGGCUCACUACCAUCGUCCAGCUCAGGCAGGAUGGCAGAUUCGGCGCUGAGGACCCCUUCUUGCUCCCUCAGCAGUACAUAAGCGAACACCCCCAUCUUGCAUGCAUUCGCCGACCCCCCACCCAGCGAGAAGAUACCCAGGAUGUCAUGUUCAUCGACCCCGUUUAUCAAUACCACUUCCGCGCAUCUCACCAAUCCCGAAUCGGCCAAAUGGACCACCACCUCGUAUCUCGGAUCCGUGAGCCAGCCGUUCUCCUUGUGAAACGUUACUACGCCUUCAUCGAAUCCAGACCUGACCUUGCGCAGAAUCGGCGGUUCCACGGCCACGCGACCCAGCUCAAAAUCUGGAUUGGACGCUUGGAGAGUACCAAGGCGUCCUGGCCGGAUAUUCUAUUUUCUUUUACUCAAGCGCAGCGGCACUUCCUCGAGUUGGAAGCCUACUUGGAAUAUAUGCAAGUCCGCAAACCGCUCAUGGACUCGCCGGAGUACGGAGGCAUACUCAGGCCCGCGGCCAACUUUGUAGGCGCGGUGACGAACAAGGUUGUCGUUGUCGAAGAGCUAGCCAAGGCCGGCGUGCCUGUUUGGCUUAUCAGGCCCAUCCGCGAGUUCAACGCGGACACGCGUAUCGAUACCGUCAUCAAUCCUACUCCCGCCGAGGCCAUGAACAUCGAGCUGCGACCUUGGCGCGGCCACAAGACGAUCGUAUGGAACACGGACGCGGCUGACCCCCAGCGCCACAAUAAUCUUAUGCUCUUCGGCCGCGAGUUUCUCGCCUACACGGACUUUGGUCGCACAUCAUCUUUGCGUGACACCAUUGAAAGGCCGCCCCCCAUUCCCAGCUUCAGCCAAGACUACUCCGCGGGCCCUUCUCGUGCGCCCAAACCACCACAAGAUGACAAACAAGACUCGGAGCCCAAGAGACGCCUUAUCAUAAACCCGGCGGACACCCUCCAUUUCCGCCCCAAUCGUCAUCGGUUCAUGCCGAUCAUGAUGGCAGCCUGGCAACAUGGGCUUUCGACUGUUGUGGUGAAGCAGAAAUACGUCUCCCCGGAAUACAUAGAGGGAAGGAACGGAUUCAUCUUUCCUCCGCCCACCGCGAUCGUGCCACUUAACUCCGAAGACAACCUCAGACCGCGCCAACUUAAGAUCUUGCAUACGUUCAUCAACCAUCUUGAUGUACUCUUACUUCGCAUGUCGCCUCGGCUGUCGCCAACCCCCCUCUCCCGCAUCAAGUGGGAUUUCCUACUGGGUCCAGAAACGUCCCAAACGAGCGAGCCUGCGCAGAAGAAGAUCAAACUCGACAAGCACGCCAUUCGUCGCCAAAAUAUGCAAGAUCUCCUGGCCAAGUGGACUGAAGAACUCGAUGAGGAUCACAAGGAUCGCCAUGAAGAUCUUAACUGGCACAGCGAGGCUCUUCCAUCCGACAAAUGGCCUCACGAUCGUGUAACCGAGCGCAUCAUGUACGAAAUCAUCGAGAUCAACUUUCGAUGGGAGCUACGCAUGCUCGACAGCCAAAUGCUUGCUCCCGACGUUGACCCCAUCGCGCAUGACGACCUCGUCAAUCAAUGCUUCCCCUCAACCAGUUUUGCAGGCGAAGGAGGCGGCGACCACAUGAACGUGACAUACCUCACGGCCUGGAGCGGUCUCUCCAAUCCAGACGUCGUUGAGCGACGCAAAUAUAUCCUCGCCAUCUCACGCGUCAUGGCCCACUGGAAGGACUGUCCGCCCCGCAUCAUAAACGAUCUCCAAAAGGCCGAAUCUGACGUCAACUUCGAGACGCUUGAGUGCGCUUGUGCAUCGUUUUAUUGCAAACGUUUUUUCUUCCAUUUCGCCCGCGGGCCGACUGUCCCCCAUCGCACCAAGAUUGACCCCUCGGUAUACAUCAUGCCGUGA
This is a messenger RNA of Pleurotus ostreatus (oyster mushroom), 2064 nucleotides long. RefSeq lists its product as uncharacterized. Lineage: Eukaryota; Fungi; Basidiomycota; Agaricomycetes; Agaricales; Pleurotaceae. Bases 1 to 2064 code for a protein of 687 amino acids. The record is from RefSeq and is a predicted model, not a curated record. The transcript has 2 exons.